Messenger RNA from Cottoperca gobio, 3557 nucleotides. RefSeq names its product lon peptidase 1, mitochondrial (gene lonp1). The transcript is spliced from 21 exons. The record is from RefSeq and is a predicted model, not a curated record. Lineage: Eukaryota; Metazoa; Chordata; Actinopteri; Perciformes; Bovichtidae. Gene Ontology annotation, cellular component: mitochondrial matrix. Gene Ontology annotation, biological process: mitochondrion organization; protein quality control for misfolded or incompletely synthesized proteins; protein catabolic process. The coding region runs from base 1 to 2958 and encodes 985 amino acids. Gene Ontology annotation, molecular function: ATP binding; serine-type endopeptidase activity; ATP-dependent peptidase activity.
AUGGCGACCUGCAUGAAGAUGCUUGGCGCUGCUGGACAGCUGCACAGAACUUGGGCUCUUGUUGUCAAACUGAAGUGUCCCGGAAGCAUCCGGCCCUUCCGGACCGACACAUCGGCCGUGAACCGGCUCAAGCUUCCACGGUUCUUCUCUAACAUUCCGCUCAGCACCACGAUGACAGCUGGCUGCAGGCUGACCGCCAGACCUCACAGGUGGAUGCGGGUCGGGGCCGUUCUCUGUGGAAGGACCGAGCUCCUCACACCGACCUCCUCACCCUACAGUAUACAGGACAGGAUGUACGGGAACCAGGCCAGCGGGGAGGACGGCGGAGACAGUGCAGGCUCUGGGGGAGAAGAGUCUGGGGGAGAUGGGGGAGUACCGUACAACGGAGCCCAGAUGACUGCUCUCACCCCCAUGAUGAUCCCGGAGGUUUUUCCGAAUGUGCCGCUGAUCGCUGUGAGCAGGAACCCGGUGUUCCCCCGCUUCAUCAAGAUCAUAGAGGUCAAGAACAAAGUGCUGAUGGAGCUGUUGAGGAGGAAGGUCCGUCUGGCUCAGCCGUAUGCUGGAGUCUUCCUGAAGAGAGAUGAUAAUAAUGAGUCAGAUGUGGUGGAGUCUCUAGGUGACGUCUAUUCUACAGGGACCUUUGUUCAGAUUCAUGAGAUGCAGGACCUGGGAGACAAGCUGAGGAUGAUCGUCAUGGGACACCGCAGGAUCCGGAUCACAAGACAGCUGGAGGUGGAGCCUGAGGAGGCGGCGACGCCCCCUGUGUGGUCUGAGUCAGAGUCCCCACCCAAACCUUCAUCGAGACGCAAAGCCAAACACAGCCGCAAGGACCAAGUGGGUCCUCUGAAGGAGCAGCUUGAGGACAAGAUUUCAGAAGCAGACAUGAGUCCAGAGCUUCAGCCUCUGCCCUCCCCCAACAUCCUGAUGGUGGAAGUGGACAACAUUCAACAUGAACAGUUCACUGUCACAGAGGAGGUCAAGGCGCUGACUGCAGAGAUAGUGAAGACCAUCAGGGACAUCAUCGCACUGAACCCCCUCUACAGAGAGUCGGUCCUCCAGAUGAUGCAGGCUGGUCAGAGAGUGGUUGAUAAUCCCAUCUACCUCAGCGACAUGGGAGCAGCUCUAACAGGAGCAGAAUCCCAGGAGUUACAAGACGUCCUGGAGGAGAUCAAUAUCCCGAAGCGUCUCUACAAGGCUCUGUCUCUGCUGAAGAAGGAGUACGAGCUGAGUAAACUGCAGCAGCGACUGGGCCGAGAGGUGGAAGAGAAGAUCAAACAGACCCACAGGAAGUACCUGCUGCAGGAGCAGCUCAAGAUCAUUAAGAAGGAGCUGGGUCUGGAAAAGGAAGACAAAGACGCUAUCGAGGACAAGUUUAGAGACAGACUAAAAGAGAGGAUUGUCCCACAGCACAUAAUGGACGUCAUCAACGAAGAACUCAACAAACUGGGACUGCUGGACAACCACUCCUCAGAGUUCAAUGUAACCCGUAACUACCUGGACUGGCUGACCAGCAUGCCCUGGGGCACCAAUAGUGAAGAGAACUUAUCACUGGCAAGAGCCAAAGAGGUUCUGGAAGAAGACCAUUAUGGGAUGGAUGAUAUUAAGAAGCGCAUAUUGGAAUUCAUAGCAGUGAGCCAGCUGCGUGGCUCCACCCAGGGGAAGAUCCUGUGUUUCUACGGUCCUCCGGGUGUCGGAAAGACCUCCAUUGCCCGCUCCAUAGCCAGAGCCCUCAACAGACAGUACUACAGGUUCAGCGUGGGAGGCAUGACUGACGUGGCUGAGAUUAAAGGACACAGGAGAACAUAUGUUGGCGCGAUGCCAGGGAAAAUUAUCCAGUGCCUGAAGAAAACCAAGACUGAGAACCCUCUGGUGCUCAUAGACGAGGUGGAUAAGAUAGGUCGUGGUUACCAAGGCGAUCCAUCCUCUGCCUUGCUGGAGCUUUUGGACCCUGAACAGAACGCCUACUUCCUCGACCACUACCUGGAUGUUCCUGUGGAUCUGUCAAAGGUUUUGUUUAUCUGUACGGCCAAUGUGAUUGACACCAUCCCAGAGCCUCUCAGAGACAGGAUGGAGAUGAUCAAUGUGUCUGGAUAUGUGGCCGAGGAGAAACUGGCUAUUGCUGAGCAUUACCUGGUCCCUCAGCUCCGCUCUCUGUGUGGUCUGACAGAGGAGAAAGUCUCAAUCUCAUCUGACGCCCUCAGUCUGCUCAUCAGGCAGUACUGCAGGGAGUCUGGAGUCAGGAAUCUGCAGAAACAAGUUGAAAAGGUUUUCCGUAAGGUGGCCUUCUGUAUUGUCAGCGGUGAACAAACCACAGUGAGUGUUACCCCGGACAACCUGCAGCUCUACGUGGGUAAACCUAUUUUCACAGUGGAUCGAAUGUACGAUGUCACUCCUCCAGGAGUCGUUAUGGGGCUGGCAUGGACUGCUAUGGGAGGGUCCACGUUGUAUAUCGAGACUUUACUGCGCCGUCCGGCCGACCCUAAAGGAGAGGGCUCACUGGAGGUUACAGGUCAGCUGGGUGAUGUUAUGAAGGAAAGUGCAAAGAUCGCUUCAACCUUUGCCAGAGCUUUCCUGAUGACUCAGGAACCAGAGAAUCACUUCCUGGUCAACUCCCACCUGCAUCUGCAUGUUCCUGAGGGGGCCACUCCUAAGGACGGACCAAGCGCUGGUUGCACUAUUGUUACAGCACUGUUGUCCCUGGCAACCAAGCGGCCGGUGCGUCAGAACGUAGCCAUGACUGGUGAAGUGUCACUGACUGGCAAAAUACUACCGGUAGGAGGAAUCAAAGAGAAAACUAUCGCUGCCCGUCGUGCAGGUGUGACCUGCAUCGUCCUGCCAGAUGAGAACAGGAAGGACUUCUCUGACCUGCCCGACUACAUCAGCCAAGGCCUGGAGGUCCACUUUGUGAAACACUACAGCCAGAUCUACCCAAUCAUCUUCCCGCAGGACCAAUCUUAACCUGCUUUUAACUACAACAAUAAAAUCGAGGAGGCAAGAUGGACCAACACUUCUUUUCAUGGCACUUUAGAACCAGAAACCUGUGUGUUGCAGCAUAACGGUGAUUGCCAUUCUGAUUGUAGUUGUAGUAAAUAUGCAGUUUGGAUCCCGAGGACCUGCUGUGGAGACUGGCGCUACAUUAUCUUUUCCAAACUCAUCCAGAGAAACAGCUGGCUCAGUGAUCACUCUCAUAUAAUUCAGUUUCAGCCACCACAGGACCCCCAAAUGUAGGAAGACCAUGUGAUCGAACACAACAUCACUGAACUGAAACUAUGCAGCCAACUGUAUCAAAGAUGGACAUACACAGUAAAGUCGUAGUGGUCAUGGGGAUGAUGAGCACUGGCCGGUCAUGACAGGAUAUGAUGUCAUUGAUGAGCAGAGAUGGGGUGGUGACGUGGCUGCCAGGGAGCCUCUUUGCCCACAGCUCUCAUUAUAUAGUGCUGUGGAUGGUGUCUUUAACAUAAUUCUUAUAUCAUUUUAUAUUAUUAUUAUUAUUAUUAUUAUUAUUAUUAUUGGCAGAUGUGAUGAUGAUUUUGAAAUAAAUUAAAUCAUAAAUGCAA